Nomascus leucogenys (northern white-cheeked gibbon) is the source of this 721-nucleotide messenger RNA. RefSeq names its product putative protein ZNF321. Gene Ontology annotation, biological process: regulation of DNA-templated transcription. Lineage: Eukaryota; Metazoa; Chordata; Mammalia; Primates; Hylobatidae. Bases 183 to 512 code for a protein of 109 amino acids. The transcript is spliced from 5 exons. The record is from RefSeq and is a predicted model, not a curated record.
GCAAGAGUGUGCCUACGUGUAGAUUAAGCCUUCGAUUCGCCGUCCGCCUUUUCCACACCCGCUCUGCUGACCUUAAAAUCCCCGCAUCGCGCCCUUCACCCCAGUUACAGAGACCCUUGAAGGUGGAAAUGUAAAGCCGUAUCUUCCAACAAUAACUGAUCAGUGUCUUGCCUGUGAUAGAAAUGAAUACCACGCAGCCAAAAUGCGCACUGAGGACCCUUCAAUGUCAUUCAGAAACUGAGGAUUUCCAAAUACUCAUAUUACGUGAGGAAGCCACCAAGAAGAGCAAAGAAAAGGAUCCAGUAAUGGCUCUUCUUCAGGGAUGCUUGACUUUCAGGGAUGUGGCUAUAGAAUUCUCUUUGGAGGAGUGGAAAUGCCUGAACCCUGCGCAGAGGGCUUUAUACAGGGCCGUGAUGUUGGAGAACUACAGGAACCUGGAGUUUGUGGUGAUGACCCUCCUAUCUGUCAUGGAUGGCUUCUUAGAGACUCUCCUGUGGAGUGCUUUUACAUAAAAACAGAAAAUUCAUGAACACUUUGACUAAUACAAUUGAACAUCAUUCUGCUCUAGGAACAGAUGUCCCUGGAAGUCCUGAGCAGAAUUGUCAGCAUGGCCCAGGAUACGAGAUAGAAAGCAUGACACUGACUGACAAGUGUUUCCAGCUGUGGUUCUGGUUUUGUUUUCUUUUUGUUUGUUUUCAGACAGUCUCCCUCUGUUGAACAG